GAGAAUCAAAUCGAAUCGUGAAAUUUGUGUCAAAACCCAGCCCUAAUGUCUAGCCAUGGUGAACUGACAUUUGACCUGGAACUUUGAGUUGAUUUGAGUGGAUUCUUUUUUUAAAAGAUGUUGAUUCUCAUUUUGAAAUUUGUCAUGAAAUUUAUCACACACCUGCGAAUAAUGUUGUUUUAACAUGUCAUAAUGUUACUCUACAGCCCCCCGUUUAAUUCGAUGUUAGACAUUGAGGAGAUGCUUUCUUAUCUAAAGUGCACAUAUCUUUCUUUUCUGCAGUAUCUGGCCACUAGAGCGUACAACAAAACUCUUCUAAUAGAAAAAUUAUUGCAGCGCUUCUUUUGUGAUGAGCUAGCAGAAAGGCGAAAAGUACAUGAAGAAGAGAUGAAAGAAUUGUCAAACUUGAACCAGGGAGUGCCCAUCUUUGUUUGCACUAUGGCAUUUCCUACUAUUCCCUGCCCACUGCAUGUUUUUGAGCCUCGAUACAGGCUUAUGAUUCGCAGAUCUAUGGAAACGGGAACCAAACAGUUUGGCAUGUGCAUUGCUGAUGAACUAAAAGGGUUUGCAGACCACGGCUGUAUGCUGCAGGUGAGGGAUGUCAAGUUUUUUCCUGAUGGACGCUCUGUGGUGGACACCAUAGGCAUUGCUCGUUUCAGAGUGCUCACUCACGGCCAGAGAGAUGGAUACCACACAGCCAAGAUUGAAUAUUUGGAGGAUAAAAAGGUUGAAGGAGAGGUGUUGACUGAGCUCCUGAAGUUGCAUGACUCUGUGUAUGAUCAGGCCUUGGGCUGGUUCACUUCCCUUAAAGAUGAUAUGAAGAACCAGAUCAUCAGCCACUUUGGGCAGCUGCCUGUCAAAGACUCUGACCCACAGGAUAAUCCCAAUGGUCCUGCGUGGUGUUGGUGGCUGUUGGCUGUGCUGCCGCUGGAAAACAAAGCCCAGCUGACCAUCCUCGCCAUGAACACUCUUAAGGAUCGGCUGAUCGCCAUCCGCAGGGUCCUCAUUUUUGUAACUCGCAAGCGCCCUCGAUGAUAAAUGAGGUCUUGGUCUAAAUGAGAUUAUCAACAUCAGCCCAUAGCUUGGGAAUGCUGAUUUAGGCUGGGGUCACUGAGGUUUCUUCCAGCGGCCAUCUUGGUCCGUCAUUGCAGCACGCAACCCUCACCUGUGACAUUGUUCAAUGAAAAAAAAAUUGCAUCUAAAUAUGUUAAUUUAGGCUCAUCAGUUGGCAGUGGUGAGCUAAGUUGUAGUCAUGCUAUGAGAGAGAUAAUCAUUAAUGGCCUACAUUAGGAAGUUCUCAUUUAGUUCAGGUGCAGUAAAUCCGUUUACCAGUUUAACAGUAGCAUCAAACAUGAAAACAGUGGGAAGUUUUUUUAAGCAUCUUCGGUCUUUUGAAAAUAACACCUCUGUUUUGUGCCUAGGUAGUGUGUACGACUGACCAAAUGCUUCCCAUGGGCUUGCAAAUAUAAAAACUGGCCUUGUGUGUUAGUUAAAAAAAAUCCAUGUGCUUCAGUUGGGAAAUGAGCAGUCACCUUAUUUCCAUAUUGUAAAAGAUGAUUAAAAGAAAAACUAAUUUUACUUAAUUUAAUAUUACAUGUACUGUAACCCUGCUUUCUCUGUAUCUUUGUUGCUUAUACACAUUUAGAUGUCUAGUUCAUUCUCAAAACAUAAACUCUGUCAGAAAUUACAACGUUCUACUGACAUCCAUUUAAUUUUCCCCCAUUGGUUUAAAAGGCUGCACACUCGUACCUUGAAUACAGCCUUAAUGAUAUUUAGUAACAACAACAGGUGUUGUUUUUAUAUUUCAAGAGUCUGUUUGUGAUUUUUGUCAUGAAGUGAAUAUUAAUUGGAAAAAAUUUAAACAUUCAGAAUGAGUAAAUUGUAAACUGGAGCAAAAUUGUGUGAAGUCCUACUAUAAAUCAUGUUUGAACAAGCACCAUUUUUAUGCGUGACAUGUAAUAUACAUGUAGAGUGUAAUGUGUGGAUGGGUGGCUUAUGUCUAUAUAUUAAUCUUUAUAGACUAUGAGAGGCCUUCGAGCAUUCAUUCAGUUUCUUCUCAUUGUUCUUUUCUCUGUGACGUGCAUGUCUUGUGUACCUUUUCCUGUGCAAAUUACUACUUAAAUGCUGCAUUUUUGGUGUAAAUGUGUAAAUCAAUAU
Messenger RNA from Sinocyclocheilus grahami, 2157 nucleotides. Its product is annotated as LON peptidase N-terminal domain and RING finger protein 3-like. The transcript is spliced from 5 exons. Gene Ontology annotation, molecular function: ubiquitin protein ligase activity. The record is from RefSeq and is a predicted model, not a curated record. Lineage: Eukaryota; Metazoa; Chordata; Actinopteri; Cypriniformes; Cyprinidae. Bases 193 to 1035 code for a protein of 280 amino acids.